CAGAGCGGUGUUAUAAAAUUAACGCUACUUUCAGACUUGAGGCGGGACAUAGGAGAGGCUGGGCUGACCUGGGGUGAAGCUGAGAUGUCCGUUGGGUGUCGCUGUGGCUCAAAGAAACGGGAAGUAAACAGAGCAGCAGUAAUGGCCUCUGACUCAGGACUACCGGCAGUUUCUUCUCAAAAUCUGGGAAUAACAAUAGCUAUAAUAUCAAGUUUCAUUAAUGGGUCGACAUUUGUGCUGCAGAAAAAAGGGAUACUACGUUCCCGCCACAGAGGAAGGUCGUACCUCACAGAUGUGGUGUGGUGGAGUGGGACACUGUGUAUGAUUACGGGUCAGGUUGGUAAUUUCCUGGCAUACAAUGUGGCCCCUGCGGUGGUAGUUACUCCUCUGGGAGCCCUGGGAGUGCUGUUUGGGGCUGUGUUGGCCUCCUGGAUCUUGAAAGAGCAUUUAAGCAUCCUGGGGAAGCUCGGCUGUGUUUUAUGCUGCUGCGGCUCUGUGGUGCUCAUCAUUCACGCCCCGACAGCAGAGGCAACUUCAAGGCUCGAGUUGGAGGAGAGGCUCCUCGACCCAGUGUUUGUCACGUACGCCCUUGUGGUGGUCCUGCUGCUGGUCAUUCUCAUCGUGUGGGUCGCUCCAGCUCAUGGCACAUCUAACAUCAUGGUGUACGUUGCCAUAUGUUCCUUGCUGGGAAGCUUCACAGUGCCGAGCAGCAAAGGCCUCGGCUUGGCGGUUCCGGACGCAUUCGGCGAGGGCCCGUCAAGCAGCAGGGCUCGGGCGCUCUUCCUGGGCUUGCUGGGCACGCUGGCUGUCAGUAUCCUCACACAGUUCUUCUUCAUCAACAAGGCGCUGGAGUGUUUCAGCUCCAACAUAUUUGAAGCGAUUUACUAUGUGACGUUCACGUCCACCGUGAUUUUAGCUUCCGGUCUUCUCUUUAAGGAGUGGACCGCGCUGACUAUAACAGACAGCCUCGCCAUACUGUGUGCUUUAACCACGGUGUGCGUCGGUGUUGUUUUACUGCACAUUUCCCAGGAGGCGCUGAUUACGUGGAAGAAAAAAGAGGAAAAGUCAGACUGAUUCAGAUGCCUUUUAAUCCUUUACAUCGUGUCUGCGCCAAAGUUGAGUUCCUGAGACUUUUUCCUACCUCCAGUUUGAAUGACCAAAACAACAUAAGAUAUAUAGUUAGUUUAUUUGAUCUUAAAUAUGUUUGAAGUAACACUAGAUAUGAUGUUAACCCUUUCAUCUCGUUAACCCUCAAUCAGGCGAAUUAUCUUAUGACACCUUUUAUUUUAAAGAAGAUUAUAUUUUUAAUGUUUCUCUCUGUGUUUCUAAUGCCUUUAUCUACGACUGAGUGAACUUUAACAAACUCUAAAUCAUCUGGUUUGGGGAUGUGGAGUUCAAAGAUUUUGUGCAGAAACAUUAAAAAUCAGGGACCCUCUUUCUCUUCUCCAUGUGUUGUCCACUGUAAAAUAUCACAGUUUAAUGAAAAGAAGCAGAAACCAGUGGUCCAAAUCCCGUUUUUGUUUCUUUUGUUUUUUAAAAUGGAAAAAAAAGAAAAGAAAAGUUGGAGGACGUGUAGACUGAUAGAACAUUUUCUUGCUUGAAAAACUCUAAAGAGCACUGGAGUCAUAAAUGAGGCAUUUCAUUACAAGCUUAAAUGUGGUCUGAGGACCGACAGUUAAUUUGUCACUGUUGUGUAAAUAACUUUCUUCCUUUCCUCCAGAGUCUUGCCCAUCAGGCUUUUACAGGCUGUCUCAGUUCUUAGAAUCACCUCCGUGAGUUCAGGCCGCCUGUAAAUUAUUGAAGGUAACUCCAUAAGCUGCCUCUUCAGCUGUGUGGAGGACGACUGAGUAUUCUGUGCAAAGGAGAAUUUUGUAACACAUUCCUUCUCUUCUGUGGCCACUCGCUGUUUACAUGAAUACAUUAAAA
Messenger RNA from Haplochromis burtoni (Burton's mouthbrooder), 1926 nucleotides. It is a transcript of the gene nipa1, whose product is annotated as NIPA magnesium transporter 1. The transcript is spliced from 5 exons. Gene Ontology annotation, cellular component: membrane. NCBI's taxonomy places the organism in Eukaryota, Metazoa, Chordata, Actinopteri, Cichliformes, Cichlidae. The coding region runs from base 85 to 1074 and encodes 329 amino acids. Gene Ontology annotation, molecular function: magnesium ion transmembrane transporter activity. The record is from RefSeq and is a predicted model, not a curated record. Gene Ontology annotation, biological process: magnesium ion transport.